Chelmon rostratus (copperband butterflyfish) is the source of this 4730-nucleotide messenger RNA. It is a transcript of the gene heatr6, whose product is annotated as HEAT repeat containing 6. The record is from RefSeq and is a predicted model, not a curated record. The transcript has 20 exons. NCBI's taxonomy places the organism in Eukaryota, Metazoa, Chordata, Actinopteri, Chaetodontiformes, Chaetodontidae. The coding region runs from base 1 to 3618 and encodes 1205 amino acids.
AUGGCGGCUCAGACCGGCUUGUCGGCAACGGGCCUUGUCAACUGUAGUGAUGUUUCACGCCCGGUGGCUCUGUCCGCGGAGGCCGCCCCGUUCACUCCGCUCGGGACGGACAGCUGGCGGCUCGGCUCAUCGUCUGACGCCGAGAAACAGUUUUCUCGCUGCGCGGCACGGCUCAGAGCCCUGCGAGCAAGCUCGGACCAGCUCAGAGAGGAGCUCAACCUGCUGUUUGACCAGAUCCUGUCCGAAAACUACAACAAAACCUUCGAGCCCAGCAUCAGCAUCCGACCAGAGGAUGUGUGCAGUCUGCUGAAACACGCCAGCUCACUUGUGCCGCUGAGUCAAGAACAUUUAGUCAUCAAGCUCUGCCAGCUAGUACAUCACCUGCUCAAUCAGCUAAAGGUAAUAAUGGACGGGCAGACAUUGGAUGUAUUGGUGAACUACACCACCAGUGCACUGAAAGAGUGCAGUACGUGGACACACUCAGAUGUCCUCCUGGCACUGUCCACAAUAGUGUAUGGCAAUGGACCUCAGUGCCACCAGCACCUCAGUGACUUGCUGGGGGAAGACGGAGUCCUACUGCUUUAUAGUUCUCCAUCUCAGUCGAAUAUGGAGCUACGCCGUGUUGCUCUCACCUGUAUGGCCAACAUCUGUCUCAGGAUUCCUGGUCAGCCACCUUUGGAUGAUCAAUGCAGGAGUGUAUCUUUCAACAUCUUCCUGAAAACGCUGCAGUCACCCAAACCUCCCAACACCGAUGAGCUCUUCUACUGCAUGGUGAUCCAGGCAGCACUGAAGGGGCUUCAGUGUUGUCUCUCAGGUGGGAAGUGGAAAUUUGGUGAAGGGGAGGAGCUUGGGUCUAUACUGGCCUCACUUAAGAGGCUCAUGUUUCAGGGAACUCCAGGUGUGAGUGUCGAGUGGCCGGCUGUGCUUUACCCAGCACCUCUUCCUCAGUACGAGGGUCUCUUUGCACCAAAACCUGCUGAACCACCAAAACCCUCUGAACCACCAAAGGAUGCUGUGCCCGGCAAAACUUCAGGGAAUAAAAAGAGAAAAUCCAGAGGGAAGGGGAAGAAGACGAGCAGAGGAGAUGAUGGGGAGGAAGAUGAUAGAGAGGCAGUGCCUGCACUUCAGAGAGGAGGAGGAAGAGAGGGUGGCAGAGAUGAGGCAGAGUCUAAACCCUCUGUGCUGUCUCUCUACCCCUCCUGGAAAAGAAACAGUUCUGACUCAGAGUUUUCCGACCCAGAAGGCAACGCACAGAGCAAAUUAAGGCUUUACCAUGCUCGUGUGCGUCAGGGAGCGCUACACUGUCUGCUGGCGGUGGUGAAAGGUGUAGAGAAAAGGACUCUGUACGGGUACUGGUCCUCCUUCAUCCCUGACUCUCCUACCGGGGGACCACCGCCUCUCACUCUGCUCACAAUUAUACUAAAGGACCCCUCACCAAAGGUGCGUGCAUGUGCGCUUCAGGUGUUGUCGGCCAUGCUGGAUGGCUCCCGUCAGUUCCUGGCUGUGGCUGAAGAUACGGCCUCCCCUCGAACAUCUUACACCCCUUUCUCCUUCUCGCUGGCCACUGUCGUCAGAGAGCUGCAUCGCACUCUCAGUCUGGCUCUGCUGGCUGAGACCUCCCCUCAGACACUCACACAGGUCAUAAAGUGUCUGGCCUACCUGGUGGCGAAUGCUCCCUACCACCGCCUCAGACCAGGUUUGCUCAGCCCGCUCUGGAAGCAGAUGCGUCCCUAUGUGCGCCACAGAGAUGCGAAUGUUCGAGUGUCAGUCCUCACACUUUAUGGCGCUCUGGUGACGACCCAGGCUCCUCUCCCUGAGGUGCAGCUCCUCCUCCGACAGCCGGAGGGCAGCAGCAGCAGCAGUGCUGGCUCAUUCACGCCACAAGACUCGGCUCUCAGCUGGAGACAAAGAGACGGGGUGUCUUCACCCUCUCACACGCCAGCCACACCCUCCCAGCGGAGCUCGUGCACACACUCCCCCCACGUUCCCCGCACACCGGUGGAGGAGGACGCCUCCUCGCCCUGGCUGCUGCAGCUGUGUGUGUCGCUGGUGACUCAGCCCAGAGAGGACCAAUCAGACAGUGAGGGGGCGGGGUCAGGAGGAGGUGCUGCUUUAGAGCCCUCCCCUGUCCGACUGGAAGCUCUACAGGUCAUGUCCCACCUCGUUCGGGGCUACUUCUGUCUGGUCCAGUCAUGUCUGUGUGAGAUUGGGCAGGUGAGCGCUCGCUGCCUUAGGGAGACAGACCCCUCCAUACAGCUGCAUGGAGCGAAGUUACUGGAGGAGCUGGGGACAGGAACAAUCCAGCAGUACAGAGCAGAGAACAACGUGCCGGAGAGUUCGAGGGUCCCCAUGAGCCAAGUGGUGCUGUUUUGGUCAGAAGUGUUGAGCGGUCCCCUUAAUGGAGCGCUGCAGAAUGAACAGCAUCCCACACUGCAGACGUGCGCCUGCGACACGCUCUCCUCCAUCCUGCCGCAGGCCUUCGCUCAGCUGCCUGACAAGACCCAGCUGAUGUGCAUCACCGUGCUGCUGGGCCUGACCUACAGUGAAAACUAUAUGGUGAAGACCGCAGCCGUCAGGGCUUUAGGAAUCUACAUACUGUUCCCUUGUCUUAGAGAGGAUGUGAUGUUCGUGGCAGACACAGCAAACACCAUCCUCGCUGCCCUGGAUGAUCGAUCUCCAAACGUCCGUGCCAAGGCCGCCUGGUCCCUGGGCAACCUCACAGAAACACUUACUGUUAAUAUGGAGAGUGUAGGUGUGGACUUCCAAGAGGAGUUAUCAGACAUGCUGCUGCUCAGGAUGUUACAGGCAGCCACCAAAGCAUCGGGGGACAAAGACAGGGUGAAGUCUAGCGCGGUGCGGGCACUCGGGAAUCUGCUUCAUUUCCUGCGCCAGAGUCAGCUGACCCGGUCUGCCUUCCAGCGCCCUCUGGAAGACGCAGUCCGUGCUUUGGUUAAAACGGUCCAAUCAGAAGCCACCAUGAAGGUCCGAUGGAAUGCCUGUUAUGGAUUGGGAAAUGCUUUCAGAAACCCCGCCCUGCCGCUCGAAUCAGCCCUGUGGUCUUGUGACGCGUUCUCCUCCCUCUGCCAUGUUGUCACUUCCUGCAAGAACUUCAAGGUGCGGAUCAAGUCUGCUGCAGCCCUGGCAGUUCCCAGCCGCCGCAGCUGCUACGGGGACACGAAGCAGUUCCUCUGUGUGUGGCGCUCCCUGGCCACAGCGCUAGAGAACAGCGAGGACACGAACGACUUCUUAGAGUACCGUUACAGUGCCAGCCUGCGACACACGCUCUCACAGGCCCUCCUACACCUGCUCAGUGUCAGCCAGUUGCAGGACAUGCCCGCCCUCGGGGCAUCGCUGGCCAGGGAGGAGGGGAGUGUUAUCAAAGAGCAUUUGAUCAAAUAUGUCAGAGCGCAGGAAGGAGGAGGAGACGGGGAACAGAGAGAGAAAGAUGCAGUUGGGGACAGUGUCACCCCUCAGCAGAGAGUUGGAGGUCUGCAGCAGACCCUGAUCAGACUGAGGGGGCUGAAGGCUGAAGGGGAGGGACGAGGAGAGGAGGAGAGAGGGAAGGAGGUGGUGGUACAUUUCCUGGAGGAUUUGCUGAAGACCUGUGAAGAGCUGUAAAGCUGAGCGCUGAGUUUCCGAAUUCUGUCUGAGAUCACAAAGAUCUCAGUUUGAAUGCAUCGGAGGAGAAACGUCUAACCACAAACCAACUGAUGACUGAAGGCCAAGAUUAUGCAAUAAGGCACCAUAAGACCCUCUAGCUUUUGUUUUCUUAUGUACAUUUCAAGACAUUAUGAAGUUCAGUGCCUUAUAUACUUUUAUCUGCAACCCUGAUUCCAAAAAAGGUUUUCAGUUGAGUAUAUGUCAGAAAAGAUUAGCAAACUAUAGCAUUUGUUUUAUUAUGUUUAACACGUCUCAACUUUUUUGUAGUCAGGGUUGUAUCCUCUUGCACUCUUUUGUGAAUCAAAGGUGCAGGUAGCGACAAAGUGGCAAAUUCAGCGUUUAUCUCCUCAUGGUCUGCCAGCUGUCUGUUCUGUGUGCGCACUGAAAAAGAAUCUGGUGUUCAUACACAGCCCUGAAGGGGAAAACAAACACAACACUAUUGCAGCCAAUCAUGUUUUCUAUAUACUGAUUUUUGUGUGGCCUGCCACAAUAUCAACAUUGACUGCCACAUGUUGCUUGGUGCGACCAUAGUGGACUUGCAGUUAUUUUACACAAUCUGAAUCAAUGGAGCAUUGUAUGUAUACUAUAAUUUGUCUGACACAUCAUGAAGCAGUGGAGCUGUAGCUCUAUAUAUUGUUGAGUUAUUUAUUGUUUUACAUGUGUGGAAUGCUUUUUAAACAUCAGUUUGCCAUGAGUUAUUUACAGUGGCUUCAGAAAGUAUUCAGACCCCUUCGUGUUUUGCACACUAUUGUGUUCUAGGUCCGUCGUGGUGAAGAAGGAGCUGAGCGAAAGGCAAAGCUCUCGAUUUAACAGUUAAUUUAUGUUCCUACCCUCACCUAUGGUCAUGAACUUUGGGUCAUGACCGAAAGAAUGAGAUCUCGGAUACAAGCGGCUGAAAUGAGUUUCCUCUGCAGGGUGGCGGGGCGCUCCCUUAGAGAUGUGGUGAGGAGCUCUGUGACUCGAGAGGAGCUCAGAGUAGAGCCACUGCUCCUCCACGUCGAGAGGAGCCAGCUGAGGUGGCUCGGGCAUCUUUAUCAGAUGCCUCCUGGACGCCUUCCUGGGAGGGUGUU